This is a messenger RNA of Hymenoscyphus albidus, 3191 nucleotides long. The record is from the annotation of a GenBank genome assembly. NCBI's taxonomy places the organism in Eukaryota, Fungi, Ascomycota, Leotiomycetes, Helotiales, Helotiaceae.
AGCUCAGUAACCUAAAAACUUUCUCCCCCACACAAACCUUCGCCAGAUACCUGAUCCACGUCCAAUACCAAACAUCUGGUCUUUGAAAUCCUUCCAUCAAUUCCUUAAUUCCACGUCUGCGCAUAAGCACAAGCCUGCAGUGAGACACCACGUCCACGCCACAAAGCUCUCCCUUCAAAGCCAAGCUGCCCACACCAGAACUUGACGACACCGACCGACCGCCGAAUUGCCCCUCUCCUCAACCUCCUAACCUCAACCUCAACCUCAACCCGCAACCCCCUCGUACGGAUCGCCGGCCUCCUCCUCCAAAUCCCAUACGACUGUAACAUACUCAGUAUUCGAGGACGCCGCGAACAGAUUGAUGCAACUCUAGAUCCUCCACCGCGCCCGCUACUCCACAAAUCAAUCCGGCCCUUUCCUUUCCCGCACUCGACCUCUUGCGGCUGCAGCAUCCAUUUUCAGCUACCUAUCUGCACAACUCCACAAUCCACACAAUAAUGGCCGAUUCACUAGCAAGCCAGCUAGAAAGCACAAAGCUCACGUACGUAUCAAUGCCUGCCACUGACUGUCUGUAACCUCAGCUCAUCUCAUUGGCACGUAGUGACGGGGCCAGGCCUGAAGACUGGAAGAAGGCUCUCAAGGUUCCUGCAAAAGACACAAGACAUCAAACCGAAGUACGACUAACUCCUCGAGACGUGCUGCCAGUCUGCUAAUAGUUUGCAUAGGAUGUGACCGCUACAAAAGGCUUGGAGUUCGAGGAGUUCAGCCUGAAGCGAGACCUGUUGAUGGGCAUCUUCGAGGCCGGAUUCGAAAAGCCAUCACCCAUUCAAGAAGAGGCAAUCCCUGUGGCCCUCACUGGGCGAGAUAUACUUGCUCGAGCAAAGAACGGCACUGGCAAGACCGCGGCUUUCGUUAUCCCUGCUCUCGAGCGCAUCAACCCUAAGAGCUCCAAGGUGCAAUGUUUAAUCCUUGUCCCGACCCGAGAACUUGCCUUACAAACCUCCCAAGUGUGCAAGACUCUGGGCAAGCAUUUGGGUAUCAACGUUAUGGUUACCACAGGUGGUACCACCCUGCGCGAUGAUAUCGUGCGUCUCGCGGAUCCAGUCCAUAUUAUUGUUGGCACCCCAGGUCGAAUUCUCGAUUUGGCAGGAAAGAAUGUUGCCGACCUCAGCGAAUGUCCGAUGUUCAUUAUGGAUGAAGCUGAUAAACUACUCUCGCCCGAAUUUACCCCCGUAAUCGAACAACUUCUCCAGUUCCACCCAAAUGACCGACAAGUUAUGCUCUUCAGCGCAACCUUCCCAAUCACCGUCAAAACCUUCUCGGAAAAGAAUCUAACAAGUCCAUAUGAAAUCAAUCUCAUGGACGAACUCACGCUCCGCGGAAUCACUCAAUACUAUGCAUUCGUCGAGGAAAAGCAAAAGGUUCACUGUCUCAACACCCUAUUCUCAAAAUUGCAAAUCAACCAGUCUAUCAUCUUCUGCAAUUCCACAAACAGAGUUGAAUUGCUUGCCAAGAAGAUCACUGAAUUAGGCUACUCCUGUUUCUACAGUCACGCUCGUAUGAUUCAAGCAAAUCGUAACCGUGUUUUCCAUGAUUUUCGCAAUGGCGUCUGCCGAAACCUUGUUUGCUCCGAUCUUUUGACUCGUGGAAUUGACAUCCAGGCCGUCAAUGUGGUCAUCAACUUUGACUUCCCCAAGAAUGCUGAAACAUAUCUCCAUCGUAUUGGUCGAUCGGGACGUUUUGGUCACUUGGGUCUGGCAAUCAACCUUAUCAACUGGGAUGAUCGUUUCAAUCUUUACAAUAUUGAGCGAGACCUCGGUACUGAGAUUCAAGCCAUACCAGCAACCAUUGAUAAGAAUCUCUACGUCUAUGAUACCCCUGAGAACAUUCCACGUCCAAUCUCAAACUUCCAAACCAACCGACAACCUUCUGGACGGGAACAAUCCUCACAAACCCAACAACCACGAGAACAAUCUGGCAAUCAACGAACAAGCAACCAAUCCGGCUACGGCAAUGGGCGCCAAAACAACUCUAAUCAGACCCAAGGCCAAAGACAACCACAAGGCCAACGUCAAGGACAAAACUUCUCCCGUGGAAAUGGCAGAUUUGAGCCAAACUCCAACGGCCGUCGAGGCGGAGCACAGGGCGGUGGCCAAGGUCGACAGAACGGAUUUGAAGGGCAGCGAGGUGGGCGUGGUCAACACGUUUCGACUCAAUAAUUGUCUUCUUAUCUGCUUCGAAUGCCUCGGUCCCCUUUCAAGAUUUUGUACAUAUUUUUUUUCACGUUCCAACUUUAUGAUAGACGCGAAGCGACACUCCCCUGAGGAUUCGCUCUUUUCGCAGCUUGCCAGCAAAUGGAGGUUUCUCACUUGUUUGCCUGGUAUCGCGUUUGGUUUAUGAUGAUCUCUUGCUAGGAGUUCAGCUUCGCGUUUGUAACAUACGAUUUUCUUUCUUUCUACUUCUUUUUUUUCCCUAUUGAAUGCCUCUCUGGUCGGACGAGGAGCAGCGGGACAGCAAAAGUUCAGCGGCUUUGAAACCUGACAUCAUGACUGGUUGGAACCGGCGUAAUGUGGAGUUUCUUUUUUUUUCUCGGUACGGUAUCGUUUUGGACGAUACCUGGAGUCCGGACUUGCAAGAAAGGGCAUGAACUGGACGGCGUCGGCAGAAAACUCAUAUUUUUUGUGAUUCUUGCUCUUUCUCUGAUGGCUCAAUGAUUAGCUUUUUCCCCUUUUCUGGGACUGGGGCUAGGGCUGGUGAGGAGUGGAUAGGAUGGAUGGAAAGAUGAUGGGUUUUAUAAAGAAGAGUUGACUUGGUAUUUACUCUUAGUCUUUGGCGAGAUGUUGUUAGACGAGGGGUUAUUACUUUAUGCGAUGUUACUUGCUGGGGGAUGUUGUUGGUGAAUCCGCAAUGAUAGUUGGUGUGGUGGAGCGAUGUGUGUGCGACUGGAUACCCAAGAAUUGGCAAUUAUGGUCCCUCUUUUCGUACUCUGGACACGAAAGAGCCUGGUACUUGGUGGAUGUUGAAUGGGGACGAAAAGGCCAGAAAAAGAUAUGGCAAAGAAAAAAAAUGAGAGAAAAAAUACUUUUUUUUAUUUUGGGUGUAGUUGGUUUGGAGGAGGCAUGGCUCGUCGUCGGACUAUGGGUCCGAUGGUUGUGUUUUCGUUUCUUGACUAGCUGAAUAUGACAAGUUAC